Molecule: messenger RNA, 400 nt
Organism: Dermatophagoides farinae (American house dust mite)
Lineage: Eukaryota; Metazoa; Arthropoda; Arachnida; Sarcoptiformes; Pyroglyphidae
Biological process (GO): anaphase-promoting complex-dependent catabolic process
Cellular component (GO): anaphase-promoting complex
Source: RefSeq, a predicted model, not a curated record
ACCAACUGCAAACCGUUUUUAUCCUAUUUUGCACCAGAGAGCUUACUAGAGUAGAAAUCGAUUUCGAAAAUAUAAUUUUCUGAAAAUAUUCCAACGCUCAACCAUGUAUCGUCGCAAUUUAACCCGAAUUCAAAUUAAGUUGGACGAUAUUCGUGAUUAUGAACGCAGCAAAAAGAACGAAAAAGAUAUCGAACAACAGUAUGAUUCGAAAAAUAGCCAGCAGCAGCAGCAACAACAACAACAGAUACAAACUGCCGAUGCAUCGACCAAUACAUCACGACCUGACAGUACAGCGGCCAACAAUACAAAUCAUAUAAUAACUCGACAACAACGUAUUGGUUAUUUUUCUUAAUUACUCUGGCUUAUUUUUAUUAAAUUUUCAUAAUAAAGUGAAAAAAAA